GAGUUUUUAUCAAUAUAUUAACAAAUAAAUAUUUUUGUGAAGUUUAAUUUAUUGUCUCGUUGUUUCAAGAAAGUAUGGAAAUGGAAAAUAAUUCUGAAAGCACUAAAACUAUUGCAGACUUGGAAAGAGAAGAGUAUAAAUUCAGUUUUAAUUUUGUUAACGAACCUUGGGAUGAUCGUUCGAACAGAAGUAAAAUUGGCAUAAUUUCAUUACUUGUUACUAUAUUUAUUUCUACAAUGGCUUUGGUUAUCAAUAAUUUGUUUAUGCAUUAUAGAGGUUUUGAUUGUGGCUCCUUCAAUAGUAAUGUUGAAAUCGAUUGUAAUUUAGUUAAAGUGGACAAUUAUCCAUAUGCAGCACGAAUCCAUUCUGUAUCAUCAAAUAAACUCAUAUGUUUAGGAGCUGUUGUGUCUCCUACUUCCGUACUAGCAAACGAAUUAUGCAUAAAAUCUGGUCCGAUAUGGUUACGAUUAGGGAACCCUACAAAUCCACGAUGUAAAAAAGGUUUUUCUAUUGACUCCAUGGAUUCUAUUCCACACGACGGCACAAUCACAAAGAGCUUGGUACUUUUGACCAAUUUUGAAAAUAUGAAAGAAUGUAUCGAGGAAAUCAAGAUUGGCGUUGAUAUAGAUCCUAAAAAUGAUUUUUACAUAAUUGGGCGACCCAUUCGUGGUGAAAAAACAUUGUCAUUACAAAUUGCUACGUACGAUGCUCAUGACAAAACUGCUUUGGAAAUUUUGCGAAGUUACGACAAGGAUAAAACAAUCUGUGUGCAAACUGUUGGCAAGUGUCCUGUAAGGGCUGGAGAUCUACUCGUGCAGAACAAUCGCUUACUUGGUCUAGCUUCAACCAGUGUACAUAGAAGAGAUAAGACGAAUACUGCUUGUUUUGCUUAUUUAAAUAUCGUUAAUAAAGAAUUAAAGGCUUUUCAUAUUGAUAUCGAGAGUAAUAAAUUUUAAAUCACUGUCGAAAACGAGUUGUUCAAAUCCAGAGAAUUGUCAAAAUAAUUAAACGUAACGUUACGAA
Melitaea cinxia (Glanville fritillary) is the source of this 1023-nucleotide messenger RNA. RefSeq lists its product as uncharacterized. The record is from RefSeq and is a predicted model, not a curated record. The transcript is spliced from 2 exons. Bases 75 to 956 code for a protein of 293 amino acids. Lineage: Eukaryota; Metazoa; Arthropoda; Insecta; Lepidoptera; Nymphalidae.